AUGGCUGCGUUGGUCCAAACAAUCCCGCAACAGAGUGGCACGGUACCUGUGCUUCAGACGCGUCCUUCUUCCUCUUCGGGCACCUUCUCUUCCCCUCAGAGCCAUCCGUCUCGCAUCCAGACGAUGUCGUGGUCUUCCUUCAAUGGUAACUCGGGGAACUAUCGAGCAGGCCACCCGGUUGUGGCUCCUUACGCCUACCAAAACACAAAUCGCCAGUCGUGGUCACCACACCUGCGUCCUGAGCAUCGCACCUUUUCCGCUCCCGCUCAAGGGCCUGGAACCUCGACCCCCAACGGCGCCACCCCCCGAACUUCACACCUUGCAGCUGGUUCUGUAUCGAAUUCCUCCAACUCUUCAUUCCAAUCCGUUUCCAAGGACGACAGUGCUCUCCCCUCACGCCAGCCCCGGACCGAUCAACCCGUCCGCCCCUUGUCCAUCGCCAAUCUCCCUUCCCCCGUCGCGGGAGGCGCUUCCUCCCCUAAGCCAUCCCCCAAUCGGUAUCGCCGAGGCAAUCAGCGAGCCGACACCGCUGCCUCCACCCCGGCUACUGCGGUCCCGACCGUGGUGAUCGAUGACAUGAGCACCCCCAGACUCACUCGACCGACCCUUCACACUCGGGUUUCGAGUGUGGACGAUUCAUCCCAUGCGGAGCGGACACAGCCCGAGCGGUAUCGGCGACGCAGCGUGGGUAACAUGGAUGCAUCGGCAUAUCCCAAUCUGCAACUGGACCUUUCAACGUCCACCCCUGCCCCUGCCCCUGCCACUACCCCUGCACAGUCAGGAUCUUACGACUUCAUCUCAUUUGAUAACCAAAGACCCGGUUCAUCUCACUCUCAGCGAAACAGCGUGGGCAGCGUCCAAUCGGCACAAUCGUCUGCAUCCUCGGUACGAGAAGGCACACCUGAUUCCACUGCCAGCAAGAGCAAGCCCGAGGAUAAACGUACGAGCAAGCCCUCGCCACUAUCGCAGCCCGCGUCGACCGAGCCAGAAACCCCCAAACCUGCCCCCCAAGCCACCCGGAAAGCGACACCACCACCCUUGGAAUCCCCGGCUGCGAAGCGUCUCAAUGAUCUGAAAAAUGAUCCGAAACGCCCCGGAAAGUCACGCCUGCGACGGGCCUUCUCGUUUGGAAGUGCUUCUGAGCUUCUCAAGUCAUCUGCAGCAUCCAAUGCCGCCAAGCGAGAAGCGUUCGCGGCGGAGCAGGAGCGCCGUGAGGCUCUGCGACAACAGCUGGGUCCUGAGCAGGCAGCGAUUGCGGAACAACAGGAGCUGAGUGGUCUGGGCGAGAGUAUCUACUCUGGCCAAGGCCAUUUCUUCACGGGAUCCAACGACAAUCUUUCAGUGUCCUCGACCGCCUCCUCGGCGUCCAUGAUGCUGCGUAAGAUGGGCAAGGGCAUGAAGCGAUCGACUCGCUCCUUAGUAGGCAUGUUCCGUCCUAAAUCGGUUGCCAGUAUCAAUUCCGUUGAGGGUGCAAAGGAUGCUCCACCUCCGCAGAUCACCGUGGUGAACGUCGAGGCCGAGCGGGAGAGCGUCGCUGUCAACCCCGACCCCGCGGACCUCCCCCGUGGAGCCACUGUCUUCCCCAAGGUCGAAGGCAAUGCCGCUGAGAUCCGACGAUCCACCUCGAUCCGGGAACGAGCCGCAUCAGAGAACCUUCAAUCGCGUAAGAGCAUUGUUGGAGGGGACCAAGAACGUGCCGAAAUCCUGGCUGGCAUUCGGAAGGGCAUCUUGAAAAAAACUCACUCGGACUUGGGUGUAUCCUCGCCUGCACACGCACUGUCUGCUGGUGACUCACCACACUCCAGCGCACCCCCGACUCCCGACGAGUCCGCGCGAUCCCCGGCACAAAAUGAUUCCGUCAAGAUCGCUGGCGAAGAUUACUUCCUCUCCAACGCUGGACGUUUCAACUCCGAGUCCAAGAGCGCCCCCAUGACUCCCCACUCGGUCGGCAACAGAAACAUCGUCUUCAGCCCUCGCAUCCAGUUCCACGAGACCUGGCCCAGCGGCGAGUACGACCGUCGCGGUGAAAUUGCUACCUGCAAUCGUCUCACUCCUCUGCUUGCUCAGCAGAUCCGGGAGGAGAUCAACAACUUCAAAAUGGAGAUGGAAGUUCACGAAAAUUCCAAAAUCUAUACUCACUUCAUCUAA
Messenger RNA from Penicillium olsonii, 2148 nucleotides. NCBI's taxonomy places the organism in Eukaryota, Fungi, Ascomycota, Eurotiomycetes, Eurotiales, Aspergillaceae. The record is from the annotation of a GenBank genome assembly.